Messenger RNA from Cuscuta campestris, 1835 nucleotides. NCBI's taxonomy places the organism in Eukaryota, Viridiplantae, Streptophyta, Magnoliopsida, Solanales, Convolvulaceae. The record is from the annotation of a GenBank genome assembly.
AUAAAUAGAUGAUGUGUGGAAAAAAGUAAUUAAACAAGUACUCCGUAGUAGAAUGAAUAAAGAAUGAUGGAGAAAUUUGAGGGAGUACACGGGCCAGAAUAUUUAAAUUCAAAGUUUCAAAUUUGUGUGUGUUAGUUGGAAGAUGAAAGAUGGAGAGGGACAGUAAAAGGAGUUUGGAAGAGCCUGCGGAGAAAAUUCCUCUUGAGGUUAUUGGGGAUAUACUGUCCCGUGUACGAAUUGCACGAGAUAUGAUCAGAGCUUCUCUAACUUGUAAGAUGUGGCGAGAGGCUUAUUGCAAACACCUUCAUACACUUUCAUUCAAUGAUUUUGAUGAUCGUGUCUACCAAGAGCUUCCUACUAGUGACUUGGAAGUGUUGAUCACAACGACCAUUUUCCAAACACCCGCUUUGCGAAAAUUAUGCAUUCAAAUAGAUGACAAGCACGAGUUUUCGGCCGGUUCAGUUGUGGGUUGGUUAAUGUCUGCCAGAGAUAAUUUGUCUGAGUUGUUUUAUAAGGUCAGAACUUCUCCCAGUGUGAAUGUUCUUGAUAUAUGUGGACGCCGGAAAUUGGAAACCUUGACUUUAGGGUAUUACACAAUAAGAGGGGUUGAACCAAGUUUCCAAAGAUUCCCCUCUCUCACAUCACUUUGUCUACUUUGUGUCACUAUUUCGAUUGAGGAUCUAAACAAACUUCUUUUGUGUGUUCCCAAACUCGAGCGUUUAGAGCUCAAUACACUCUUCCUACAAGAUCCAGAUGAGGUUGGUUUGCCAGAAUUGACUGUGAAAUUAUGUUUUCUUACAUUAAAGACUCUAUUAAUUGAGGAUAUCCAAGGAUUUGAGUUUCGUUUGGAGAAGUGUGAUAUUGAGUAUCUGCGUGUGAUCGAAUGUGCUUUUGAUUCAUUUAGGGUCAGUGACAGUCAAAGUUUGAGACGCUUCAGAUUCUCCUUUUCAAACGCCCGACUUCUUGAAAUUGAAGAGGGGGACAAUCUAGAGAUUUUAGAAAUCAUUGACAGUCACGUUUCUCAGUCAAAUUUGUUCCCAAUGAAGAUACAAGCACCAAAGUUGAAAUCGUUUCGAGUUUGGGGUCUUGACAACAAAUUAUCCAUGUCAUUUGAAGGAGCUGGUGAAACUGUUCUUGACGGGUCAAGGCUAGUUUUGGAUUUAGAACGAACGGCUGUUUGUUCGCCACAACUCACCCAUCUUGCUAUAUAUUGUGACUAUGCACUUUGUGACCUUGAGCAUCAUAAUGAAGGCUUCUCUUCUUUGGAGAAUGUGGGGGUCUUGGAGGUUGGGUGUGAAGUUCUUGACGGCUUCUGGGAAUGGGCAGAGAAGGUCCUGAGACGUUGUCCAAAUGUUAGGAAGUUGAUUAUCCAUAUGAUUAUUGAUAAAUACAAAAAUUUAUUGCCUCCUCUGCACUAUGCCACUACCAACACAUCAAGGAAUAAAAUGUUGAGGAAGUAUCACUGCGAGGAUUUAGCUGAGCGAACCUCAUCGGCGGUUGAAAUGAUGAGAAAGUAUCCACAUCUACAAGUGGAGUUUGUCUAUGUGUAUCGGUAUGAUCGGUAUGAUUUUCUCGACGACUGCCUAUCAUGAACCAUUAAUCUACAAGAUUCACAUGUUGUAUCGCUCCAAGCACUAAUCCUAAUUUGCAUCAUGUUGUGCAUGUAUUAUUACUCUUGUGGGUUAUAAAUCCUUCUUGUGCAUGGAACUUCUAUGUGACAUUUUUAACAUCUCUGAAUCUCAUUUCUGCCAAAACAUUUUGGUCUUUUAUCUACGGUUUUUUUUUAUAAUUGAAUGAGCAAACAUUUUUAUUGGUAUGCUAAGCUAUGAAAUUUA